This is a messenger RNA of Phialemonium atrogriseum, 1976 nucleotides long. RefSeq names its product amino acid permease. Lineage: Eukaryota; Fungi; Ascomycota; Sordariomycetes; Cephalothecales; Cephalothecaceae. Gene Ontology annotation, molecular function: amino acid transmembrane transporter activity. Gene Ontology annotation, biological process: amino acid transmembrane transport. The transcript is spliced from 3 exons. Gene Ontology annotation, cellular component: membrane. The record is from RefSeq and is a predicted model, not a curated record. Bases 90 to 1796 code for a protein of 568 amino acids.
AACCCACCCUUCCCUCCUAGGCAGCGUGGUCGAAUAGAGCAAAUCGACCUUUUCUCUAGAAGCUGCCAGACAAUUAGACGCCCAACACCAUGUCGUCAAACGAGGGAGUACACGAUGCCGAGAAGUCAACUGGCGAAUAUGCCGUCCACAACGACUACCCCCCCGGCACCAACCUCCACAUCCGGGGGAUAGAGACGGACCCCAACACGUCGCUGCACCGCGGCCUCAAGGCACGGCACAUCACCAUGAUUGCCAUCGGAGGCGCCCUUGGGACCGGUCUCAUUAUCGGCACUGGCAAGGCGCUGGCACAGGCCGGGCCGGGCUCGGUUUUCCUCUCGUACAGCAUUGUCGGCUUCCUCGUCUUCAUUGUCAUGUCUGCCUUGGGCGAGAUGGCCGCCUGGCUGCCCAUGUCGGCUGGUUUCACCGGUUACGCCUCGAGGUUCUGCGACCCCAGUCUGGGAUUUGCCCUGGGAUGGACGUAUUGGUUCAAGUACAUCAUCAUCACCCCGAACCAGCUGACUGCGGCAUCCCUGGUUGUCCAGUACUGGGUCGAUCGCGAUGUUGUCAACCCGGGUGUCUUUAUCGCCAUCUUGUUGGUCGUCAUCUGCUGCAUCAACUACUUCGGCGUCCGUUUCUUCGGCGAAUUCGAAUUCUGGCUGUCCAGUUUCAAGAUCAUCACCGUCGUCGGUGUUAUCCUCUUGACCUUCAUCCUUGCCCUGGGUGGUGGCCCCAACCACGACCGAACGGGCUUCCGGUACUGGCGUGAUCCUGGCGCCUUCAAGCCCUACAUCAUGAAGGGUGCUGCCGGUAACUUCCUUGCUUUCUGGUCGACCAUGGUGAUUGCCACUUUCGCCUACUUGGGCACGGAACUGGUUGGCGUGACCGUCGGCGAGGCACAGAAUCCUCGCAAGACGAUCCCCCGCGCCAUAAAGUUGACUUUCUUCCGCAUCGUCGUCUUCUACGUGAUCUCCGUCCUCCUUCUCGGCAUGGUCGUCAAGUAUGACGAUAAGCUACUCGUCUUCGCCAACGGCGCCUCGACGGGCGCCAACGCGUCUCCAUUUGUCGUCGCCAUCACCAUCGCGGGGAUUAAGGUCCUCCCCGACAUACUGAAUGCCUGCAUCCUGAUCUUUGUCUUCUCGGCUUCGAACUCGGAUCUGUACAUCGCAAGCCGCACCCUGUACGGGCUCGCCUCGGACGGCAAUGCGCCCGCCAUCUUCAAACGCGUCGACAAGAGGGGUGUGCCGAUCUACGCCCUGGGAUUCUCGGCAUGUUUCGCGCUGCUCGCUUUCAUGAACGUCAGCGACGACUCCAAGACCGUCUUUAGCUACUUCGUCAACCUGACCACCAUUUUUGGCAUCUUGACGUGGAUAUCCAUCUUGACGACCCACCUCUGGUUCCUCAGGGCCCGCAAGGCCCAGGGCAUCCCCAACUCGGCCAUGCCCUACGUCGCCCCCUUCGGCAUCUACGGCACCUACUUCGCGCUCGGCUUCUGCAUCCUCAUCGCGCUGACUAAGAACUUUGACGUCUUCGUCAUCUCCCUCAAGGGCCGCUUCGACUACCAGACCUUCAUCACCGGCUACAUCGGCAUCCCGCUCUACUUCAUCCUCCUCUUCGGCCACAAGUUCGUCACCAAGAGCAAGGGCGUCAAGCCGCACGAGGCCGACUUCUACACGGGGAAGGACAUCAUCGACCGCGAGGAGGAGGAGUUCCUGGCGGCCAAGAAGGCCAAGAUGGAGUCGACGGGUGCCGAGAACGGGAACUGGUUCUACAAGAGGUUCGUGUCGUGGUUGUUCUGAGUGGGGGACCUGGGGCCGUCGGAGAUUGUUGUAGAAUAUAGUAACGCAUGCUAUGAUUAAUGAAUCUUUGUCAACUGAACCUGAUGCUGUUUUCGUGGAAUGUCCCAUUGCCACUGUUACUGUGGACGUGCGAUCAGAAUUUUCGGGUCUGAACCAUGAUAACCCGGCACUAAUCUGGGG